AAACUCCCCUCGUCUUGUGCCUCUGGGCGCUGACGCAGCUGUCCAGCGUCCUUGGGCCCCGUCGCCAGCAGUCGCGCAGGUCGCGGCACCGCCGUCGCCGUGCGCCAUGGUCGCGUCCCCUGUGCCCCUGGGCGCUGCCGCUGCCCGCGCCGCGACUCCUUCGGGAAACGAGGAGCUGCCGCAGCACAGGGCCUGCUCCGCGGCCGCCUCGCGCCGCGGUGCCUCCACCGCCGGCAGGCGGGCGCAGCGCCCCAGGGCGCGAUCGGCUGGCCGCUGGCGGCUGCCGCAGGACCGCUGCGGGGCGCGCGCGUGCGAGGUGGGCUGCCCGCCAGAGGGCCAGCGCUCCGCCGAUCAGAGCGCCGAGGGGCGGCCCUCUGCGGCGGCCGCUGCUCAGGACGCCGCGGCCAGGGCGGCGCUGGCGGUGCUGGAGCGGAUCCGCCUGCGCGCGGCAGGUGGCGAGGCUGCCCUGCCAGACCCCGCCACCGCGGCGCCGGGCGAGCCUGCCACGCCGGCGCCGGUGAGCGCGCCGCCCGCGCCGCGGCCAGGCCGGCGGGUGCAGUUCGACCUGGAGCGCGUCGUGGAGCACGAGGUGGUGCCGUACUGCGAGGUCUACGGCCUGCACCCGCGGGAGUUCGUCUUCGACAGGCGCUUCAACAUGGUGCCCGCCGGUGACCGGUUCGGCUUCGUCGGCCUUCCCGGGGGCGACGACAGCGACGAGGACCAGAGCAGCAGCGACGACGACGAUGCGGCGCCCAGCGAGGCGGAGGGGCCGAGAGGCCGUGCGGCGGAGGCUGCGGCGCGCCCGAGAGGGGCGCCGUCGGCCAGGACGGAGGGCCGUGAGGAGGCGAGAGCGCGGUGACGCGCCGCGGGGCGUGAGGCCUCGAGGCCGAAGCGCCGCGGGAGCACAGCUCGAAGAACAAGCGUCGGCACGAGCUUUCGCUGAUGUGCGAGCCUCGGGAGGCUUGUCGGAAGACUCGUCGCUCGUGGCUGGAAGACGCAGCACAUGCCUGGCGCGCUCCGCGCGCCGUGGAGGGGUGGGCCCAGCGCCGCUCCGAGAAGUCCGUGCGGACCUCUGGAAGGUGACGCUUGUCCCGCGCGGACGGACAGACCUGCGGCGCGGCAGGGCGCACCACGAGCCGAUGACGACCCUCACUCCUAGACCAUAGGUGCACUGCGACAGGGAAUUCGUCGAGGGCGGACAGAACCCUCACCCUGACACGUCGACUAAUGAAUUCUCCGUUUUCGAUGCUCGAGGGGGCGCCGCGGCCGCCAUUUUCCAGGCUUGAGCCCGCCAGGUUUUGGCCCGAGGUCGUUUUCACCAAGCCACGUUUUGCUGAAGGGGGUUCUGUCCGUCCUCGAAUUCGAUAGUUGGCCGCGCCGACCUGGCUAGAGGCUGGUGGAGAUGACAGGCCCCCACCUUUGUCUCGUCGUGACAAGAUCACGACGGGCGGUCAUUGGCAGUCGGCGUCGGGGGGCCCUCACCGGCACCGGGAUCACCAAACGAUCUGGAUCUAGUGUCCGUGAAGCCCACUGCGCCGACGGCUCUGAGACCACCAGGAUCACAGCUGUGAUGUUCACGAGAAGAGGAUGAUGGGGUGUCUUCUGUCAGGUCCAUUGCAUGCCUCGUCAAGGGCGUUGUGCCUUUUAGCUGCAGCUGUCCUCUUGAAACUGCGCUGCGGACCUCUCUUUCUAUCCUCCUCACCGCUUCCCCUUCUUGGUCUACCUUCUUCCUCCCUCUUCCAUUGUGGCCCUUCAGCCCUUAGCUACAGGUACCCCUGGCUUUCCAACCUCCCCGAUGGUGGUUGGACCUGGCCGCGGAAAUCUACGACGCGUCCUGCCCCUCAGCACCUGCUUCGCUGGACUGCGCGGAGUCCUUUCUAAUGCACAAUAUCGUGUAUUGUGGUCGCUGCAGGGGUGCAGGCUCGAACAAAAA
Prorocentrum cordatum is the source of this 1933-nucleotide messenger RNA. The record is from the annotation of a GenBank genome assembly. NCBI's taxonomy places the organism in Eukaryota, Dinophyceae, Prorocentrales, Prorocentraceae.